AUGCUCGUCGCCUAUUUUGCAUUCGUGAAGAACCGGCGUGUGACCACGAUCUCAGUCUCCGAAGCCGUCGAUGUCGAAGAACAAAAGCGCUUUCAAUGCAUCUGGAUCUGUUUAACACCUUUUGUAGAAUGGGAUUUCCUGCUGCCUGCGGAUUGGUGUCGCGUGCUGGCCCACGCCAGAACCACCCAUUCCUUUGAUCAAGCGGAUGUGCAUAAGAUCAUCUGCCAGCACCUCCAGAGCGCAUUCAGACUUUCUCUCGACCAAAGUGACGACGUGGCUGCUUCGGCCCACGAUUUGAUUCUAGAAUAUGGUCAAGGCGGCCUGCCCUGUGCGCGCGAGCUGAUUGCAGAAGCCGUGCUCAGUCGGAUGCGACACAUCAUGUCGACCAAAGACAAUUUUGGGGUGGGCUGGCAACAGAUGUUGUACUGCAUGCAACAUCUCGAGUCUGUCGUUCGAUCGCUGACCAAGCCUCAGCGGCAGGAAUGGGUAUCCUUGCUGGUCACAGGCCUGCAUCGUCUUGAGUGUCGCAUUCAAUCAUUCAAAAAGCCCCGUGCAGCUUCAGCUACGGAGUAUUUCAAAGAAAGCCAGAAGUGGGUGAUCGAGGACCUGAUGCUCCUCUGGUGUGUUGAUGACGAUCCCGGCCAGACUUAUGAAGAAGUGAAGCCGCAGUUGCGUGCCUGGCAGGGAUCCAGUACCUUGAAGGACGUGCGAAACAGCUUGGUGUUCCUCCUCAGGUGCUGA
Symbiodinium sp. CCMP2592 is the source of this 741-nucleotide messenger RNA. The record is from the annotation of a GenBank genome assembly. Lineage: Eukaryota; Dinophyceae; Suessiales; Symbiodiniaceae.